AUGUACCGGGCCUAUGCUAGGCUAGCAGACGCAGAGCAGGGACAUGGAACACCCGCUCCCGCCUUGCGCCUUGAAGCCGCCUUCUCUCACCUCUCGCUCGCUCAUACCACAAGCCUACCUGGUCCUUGCCAGUUUCGUCGGCCCAGAAAGGCCCAGUCGACAAGGCCUCUCUCAGAAACCAACAACAGCCAUCGUCUCCCACAAGCGGACCUAAACAGCAUCUUCUCCCAGGCAUUCGCUGCCCUACGUGCCAUGCCUCAGGUAAAGAGGUGUGGGUACUACCCGGAAAAGAGUGCGGCUACUGCGGCACGCCCUGCGGCUAAGCCAGCUCAUCCCCAAAUUCCCCCGAUAAGGAGUCAGUAG
Molecule: messenger RNA, 363 nt
Organism: Colletotrichum aenigma
Lineage: Eukaryota; Fungi; Ascomycota; Sordariomycetes; Glomerellales; Glomerellaceae
Exons: 5
Coding region: 1-363 (120 amino acids)
Source: RefSeq, a predicted model, not a curated record